Messenger RNA from Symbiodinium necroappetens, 6465 nucleotides. NCBI's taxonomy places the organism in Eukaryota, Dinophyceae, Suessiales, Symbiodiniaceae. The record is from the annotation of a GenBank genome assembly.
AUGGCGGCCUCCGCGAGCCUUGUCUUGCAGGUCCGCCCUGCAACUCCUUUCACCGGCUUGCAUCAGGCCUGCCCACGUUUUUGCGGGGAGGACCACGGACCUUUACCCGCGGGACUGUCGGGACAUGAGAGAAGUGCCUGUGUGCUGCUAAUCGCCUCGCUUGCGGUGCGGCCGGGGCCGGGGCGGGACACUCGCCGUUGCCGCACUCGCCGUCGUGUACGCGAACGCCAAGGCCAAGGUUUCGGCCUUCCGGGAGGAAAGCAGAGCUGGACCACUGGCUUGACAGCCUCUCCUGUGCCAAAUGCCUUGGAGUCAUGGCUGGGUAAGCUUGAUCCAUCUAUUCGUGAAGUCAUCAAACGCAUAGAGAAACACUAUGGUCACCAAGCUUGGAUAGUUGGAGGCGCCGUGCGUGAUGUGCUGUGUGGCUACAAGCCAGCAGAUGUGGAUGUUGCGACUACGAUGACCCCCGCCAUGCUGCAGCAGAUAUUCCCUGAUCUUAUUAUGACCGGUGCGAAGUACGGCGUCGUGACUGUGAAACAUAAAGGCUGCCUGGUGGAGUGUGCGCAGCUCCGCAAAGCACCAACGGGUUCAGACGGGGCACGCCAAGAGCACUCCGAGCUUGCAGACAGUCUUCUGGAAGACUUGCGAUCCCGCGACUUCACUGUGAAUGCAAUGGCUGUGGACAUGACCCGCAAGGUGAUUUACGAUCCCUUCGGUGGAAGAGGCGAUGUGAAGGAUCGGCGAUUGAGGGCUGUGAGCCGACCCGCCGAGCAGAUGAUGCGACAGGACGGUCUGAGGGUCCUGCGUGCCUACCGCUUCUGGGCGGCGUUCAGUGAGGUCCCUUGGAUACUGCAUGAAGGCCUGGCCACUGCACUUCGGGAGGUUGGAGGCCAGCUCUUAGCGAACACUGCCAGACAAAGAAUUCUGAGCGAGCUGAAGAAGAUCCUGAGCCGCCCCAGAGGUUGGGAAGCCAUGAGGCAGAUGGCGGAAGAUGGGGUGCUUUCUGCCAUCCUGGGACAUCCUGUAGAUGUGGAAGGCCAAGAGCUGAGCGCUCUGAAGGCCCUCUACACGCUUCCUCAAGUGACCGCAUCCCUGGCACGCCAGAGGCCCAGGGCGCUGGAGAGGCCGGUGACGUACCGCCAAAAGCAAACCGGACGGAAGGGCCCAAGGCUCUUUGAGGAUCCGCUGAAACGAGGAAUGCCUGCCAAGAGACCGCAGCCCUUCGAAUUCUACGCAGUGGUCGACUUCGAGGCCACCUGCUGGGAGCAGGGCCAGACGGCGACAUCCCAGGAGAUCAUCGAGUUUCCGGUGGUGCUACUGCACGCAGCCUCUGGAACCUGCGUGGGGGAAUUUCACAGCUUCGUCAGGCCGAGUUCCGAAAAGAGGCUCUCACACUACUGCAGGUGUCUAACAGGCAUCUCCCAGUCCACCGUGGACGGGGCUCCCUACUUCAAGGAAGUGGUCGCCACCGUGUCAUCUUGGCUCAAGGAGAAAACCAACGGAGCCGACAUUGCCUGGGUUGCAGAUGGCGAGUGGGACCUGGAGGAGAUGCUGCCUGCCCAGUGGAGGCGAAGCUUCGGGGAAGCCCGUAUGCCUGAAUCCUGGAAGCAGUUCAUCGACGUGCGCCAGGUUUUCCAGCAAGUUCACCCAGGCAUGCUGAGGCCAGGAAUCGGAAAGAUCCGGAUGAUGUGCGAGUAUCUGCGCAUCCCGAACUUGGGGCCUCUCCACUCUGGAAUCGCCGACACGCGCAACGUCGCCCGCAUCGCGCUGAUGUUGAUGUGGGAAGGUGCUGUCUGCAAGGCUUUUCCACCCAGAGAUGCCCAGCAGCUCCCUCGCCCCUUCCCGUCACCACCGCCCAAGAAGGAGGUGAAGAUGACGAAGGCCAAGGUCAAGUGCCAAACAACCUCUCGGAACAUCCAAGCUUUCGAAGAGGCCAUGACUCUCAUGUUGGCACGCAUGGAGGGUGACGAGGCUCUAGAACUUAUGAAGCAUUUGCACUUCAGCAAGGUAGAGCAGAGAUUCGUCACGGAGCAUAUUCAUUGCCUCGGAGAGCUUCCAGCUGCCAGGGAUGAGGGAGCAAUCCGCCGAUUCCUGGUUGCCUGCGGAGAGGACUUCGCCUUCGCGCAGCUGCGCCUGGAGCGAGCCUGGCUCCUGGGCGCCAAGGAGGCGGAGCAGGAGCCCGCGCAGCCCGCGGAGCCCGCGGAGCCCGCGGAGCUCGCGGAGCUCGCGGAGUUGGAGGAGGCCUUGGAAGCGCAGCUCAGGGACAAGGAGGCCUGGGAGCGGCUCCAGAAGCCGCUGGCAGAUGGCCGCUGGAUCCAAAAGGAGACGGGCUUAGACUUGGACAUGGUGGGCCCCAUCAAGGAGUGGCUCUACUACCAGCAAGUUGACCAAGACCUAAAGUCACUAGAGGAUCUAAGGGACCAGCUUCAAGGCCUGGGCAUGGAGUCUUUGGAGAUGCAGUCGGCGCCGAUGGUGUCAUGGCCACCGGACAGGACCUGCAAGCAGCUUCCUUCCAAGAAAAGAGUAUCCCGACCAUCCCUGCCUCAAGGAGAAGCCGACAUGAUUCCAGGAGCAAAGCUUAGCUACGACUUGGAGAUUAACGACCGAAAUGGAAAGACAAAGGCAGUUCGCGUGAAGGUCGAAUCCCCUGGUGACCCCAGCUACUCGUGGAAAGGCGGUGGUGGCGGCGGCGGCAAAGGACGAAGCCACGGCACCGGCCCCUAUGGCCAAUCCUACGGAGGUGGCAUGGGUGGGGGUGGCUACGAAGGCGGUGACGCUGCCUACUGGCAGCAACUAAUGGCGACCAUCACGCAGGCGGCGCAGGCAAUGCAGGGUGGCGGCUAUCAAGGGGGCCGGGGUCCGAGUAGCCUAGCGAGUGGUACAGCCAUCCUGGCCAUGCCGCUAUGGAGCCUGGAAGUGAACUUGGCGGUGCCAAAAAUCUUGAGACUGCCCUGGGGCGCACCAAAGCAGGCCUUACCAUAUCUCGACAUUCGAUGCAGGGACUCUCUCGCCGCAGAGGGCGCGGAGUGGAAUGGCCAGCUCAAUGCCGAGAUCUCGGUGGCACAGCAUCUCGGCGAUUUCUUCCAAGUCCGAUGCUGGAGGCCGCGCGAAGGGCCACGGCCUGGUGGUGGCCGGUGUGAGGUUGCGGACGUGGGCAUGGUCGAGGCCAUCAAGACCGAUGCCUUGCGAGAGAAAGUGGAAGCCGAGGCUCCUCUUCGCAGCGCGAAGUAUGGAGGCAUCUCGGGAAAAGACCAUGAAGAAGCCCCCCAACAGGCUCUUACCUGCUUGCGGUGUCCAAGCGUUCGGAUCAUGGACUUCUACAAGUGUGGGGCGGAUGCGGCCGGGAGUGCGAAAUCCAAGGCGACACUCGCAGCGACUUCGGCACUCACAGGCCAGGCUUCGAAGUUCCAGGUCCUUGUUUGGGUGGGUGACUGGACCACGCUAGGCGAUCAGGAGGGCAGAGCAGCUGGACGGACCAGAGGCGAGGCUCGACGCCGAAUCGAGCUGCAGACAAAGUUCAACAAGGUUGAAGUGGUGCGGCAGGCUGAUCAGAAGUUCAUCCGAGAGCGGGCAGAGAAGCACAAGACGAUGCGUGACGAUCGCUUCAAGCGCCUCGUCGAUGCAGUCUGUGAUCAUGGAGGCCUUGCCAUGGAAUGCGCUGAAAACCUUGCCGCCUUCGAGCAGCGCUAUCAGCAGCGUCGAUGGGACCUGUAUGCCCAGUGGGACGAGCACGUGUCACAUCCCCUGGCUAAGCAGGCCUUUGACUACAUCAACCCAGCAGACCGUGUAGCGCAGCAGAAGCUCAAUGGCUCGAAAUCCGUGAGCUGGAAGCUCCCGCACGAGAAGCCGCAGCUGAAGCUCGAUGUGUCAAAGGACCCCGCUCGACGUCAGCUUUACGACACGGAAGCUGAGAAAAACUUCCAUGAGGUGGCCGAGACCGUCCUUGGCCGCAGUCGCAGCUCCCCGGAGAUCCUGCGGCGUUCAGCCAUGCGGGACCCGCGUGCCGUGGGCACGCGGGCCCUGAGCCGACCCGUGCUAGAACCGACCGACUGGGGCCAGCAACAGUUGCAGGGAACACUCUUCGGUCGCUUCGCGCAGGCGUGUGAAGAGGGGCCCAACUUCACCCGAGCGCGGCGUGGCGGGACGAACGUCUUUGUGCCUGACGAGACUGACGGCAUUGAGGCCGCUGGCACGCGCUUCAGCCGCCUGCAUGGUCACCAUGACAUGGGCAUACUCCGUGGCGACACGGGCUCACAGGGUGAGACCUCGAAUUUCAAAACCCAUGAAGGAAGCUCUUCGGGCGCUCCGGCACAAGAUCAUUUCACUUUCCAGCACAGCAGGGAGAUCACAGACCUCGAGUUCCCUUUGGGAAAGAAGGCUCUGCAGCUCAACGGGUUCUCUGCUGCGGAAUUGCGUUGUGUUGAUCCUUGGCCCCUCGGCUCUGGCUCAGAUUCAGUCAGCAUUCCCGAGCGCCAGCCCUUCGUCGCAAUGUUCGGCACUGGAGUAGCUGCUGGACAUCCAAACAUGCAGGCACGUCUGAACCAGGCCAUUGCCCAGCACAAUCCCAACUACAAAGCGCUGUAUGUGUCGUGGAACGACAACCAGCGCCAACAGGGCUCAUGUUGGGGCAGCAACAUCACAGACGCACGCCUCAAGGGGAAGGAUGGAGAGGACUUUCUGGUUGUGCGGCCAAACAACUUCAACGAGCGAAUCGGGAGAGUAAAAGCGUCUGAUGUGGCACUUCUGGUAGGCAGUGGAACAAGCCUCCGGCCCGUCACGUUGGAGGAGUACCUGCGAGAUUUCCAUUCCCAUGCUGCAUAUGCUGGUUCGGUUCCUGCUGGAACCUCGCUUCUAUCGGCAACACGUGAUCAAAGUGUUGGCAUCCGGUUCCAGGCUGUAUUCCUUCCAGUCGCUAGCCAUUCAUCACUCUUCGGGUUCCCUGGGCCGAAGGCCAAGGAGUUCUAUCCCGACACCUACAACUACCAAACGAAAAGUUGGGAGGAUCCACGGAACUUGGUGCUUCUUUGCACUUCUCAGGGCACCUUCGUGCAGCAGGAUGGGCCAGGGAGUGUGCCGCAGUUCUUGCACAGCUCCGAACCGGGAGGUUGGCGCAAGAAGUACCUGGAGGCCGCGGCGACGCGGCACGGGGUUACUAUGGGACAAACUGAGACCGCAGAAGAGAGGGCAGAGGCCUUGCGCCAGGGCAAAGCAGCAUCUACGGUCAUUGGGACUAGAGCGAUGGGAACAGGCUUCAACCGGCUGAUGACGGUUCAGAUCCCGAUGAAGCAACAGAGAACUUUCGGCACCAACAAUCUUUUCGGAGGACCGUCCCCCACGGCAUGGGCUCCCACAUUCCCAUUCUCCACGACGACAAGCAAUUGCUUCAGCGGUGGCCCAACGCCAGCCGCCGGACCCUGCAGCGGGGCUCCAGCUCCUAUGGCCUUCGGAAACGCCCCAGGCGCUUGUUUCGGUGGAUUCAGAAGCACAAACUCUUUGUGCCAAGCACGGGCUCAAUCUGAUUCUGCGCAUGCCGCUUGCGUGUCGACUGGGUCGGAUGCAGGACCCAUGGACCGCCUGCGCAUGGAACGCUUCGAGAGGGACGAGGGGUGUUCGGUGACCAUAACCGUACAAUUCUAUUUCGUCGUCAGGGAAGGCCAUAGCAUUGAUGAGUCCGAUAUCAGGCGCGCGGUGGAUAUUUGUGAGGAAGCUUACAAAGGAUGCUCAUGGGACGGCAAUCUCAUGGAUGCAGGUUUUCAAUCUGCUUUUGCCAAGAAGGACAUGACACCCAGUGAUACGAUGAAUCUCUUGAGUCCGUCGUCUUCUGUGCUGGUCUUCCCUGGCAGCGACUCUGAUGUGCAAAAGUCUACCUGGUUACAGCCACCAUGGCCAUCAACACUCUCGAACUGCUUCGAUCCCCUCGCUGGUCUGGACCAAGAUCUCAAAUCUCUGCUCUGCAAAGUGCCUUGCACAGAGGAAGGAUACGGCUGGCUGCAUGGCACAGCUUUGAGCCUGCUGGAGAAGAAGCAGCAGCUGGAUGCUGCGUUCCACAUCUUCCGUCUUGCGAACGACCUGCACUUACAGAUUCAUGGGCUGCCCGGUAGCCAUUCCCUUUACAACAUGGCGUGUUGUCAGGCCGUGGCGGUGUCCCUCCAGAUCCAGCAGUACCGCAGCGCGUGCCCAGGAGCCUUCGACCUGGCGAGCUGCUUGCAGGUCCCAGACAGAGCAGGUGGCGUGGUGGCACCGCACCUCCCACCCAAACCUGCCUUCGGAGCCUCGGUGGCCAUGCUUUGCGAUGCCCGCCUUGAUGCUGCCCUGGGAUUGCUCUCCAGUGCGAUUGGAGCUGGCUGGCGGCAGCAUGCUCACAUGGCCACUGAUCCAGAUCUGCAGUCAGUUAGAGAGCUCCGCAAGCCGCGCUUUGAUGUUCUGGUGAAGCUUGCCCAGACCACGGCUCAGGCCUUCGCAUAG